AGUUCUGGAAAAGGAGCACUGCUCCAACCUCUUGACAGAGUGCUCAGCUCUGAAACCACCAAUAAUCACUAAUACGGGGAGACCCUGCAUUUGAAGAACUGUUUGGUGUUGGGUAUCAGUAGAACCAAUGAGAGAUAGGAAUUGCUAAGUAGCACCCACAUCCCUCCUCUGUGAGGAACAGCAGAAUUCCUUUUUAGGGGAAAACGGAUGGAUUUGCUGCAUUUAUUGAGCUGCUACCAAGAUGAUUUGCCCUGAAGAUUCAUUGUAUACUUGCCAGGACUCCACAUCUGUCCCAUAUCUGCUCCAGAGUUAGAUGUCUCUUUUGACAGACCAGGUUCCAUGAUGUACUGAUUCUAGGUUAUGGGCAAGUCAGAAAGUCAGAUGGAUAUAACUGAGAUGAACUCUCCAAAACAAAAGAAAAAACUGCGAUGGAGUGUGCUGGAAAUCGGGCUAACUGUUGUCGUCAUUCUACUUGCCAUUGUGGCCAUCACCAUGAUCACUCUAUACGCAACCUACGAUGAUGGCGUUUGUAAGUCUUCCGAUUGUAUAACAUCAGCUGCCCGUAUCAUUGAGAACAUGGAUACCACAGCAGAACCUUGCACUAACUUCUAUCAGUAUGCCUGUGGAGGAUGGUUGAAGAAGAACAUCAUUCCUGAGACAAGUUCCCGUUAUAGUAACUUUGACAUUUUAAGAGAUGAAUUAGAAGUUGUCUUGAAAGAUGUCCUCGAAAAGGAAAACAGUGGUGAUAUAGAAGCUGUUAAGAAAGCAAAAACACUCUACAGAUCUUGUAUAAAUGAAACUGCCAUUGAUAGCAGAGGAGGUAAACCACUCAUUGACAUAUUACCAACUUUUUCGGAUUGGCCAGUAGCAUCAGACAACUGGGACCUUGAUUAUGGCACCACGUGGGCAGCUGAAAAAUCUAUUGCGGAGCUAACCUCUCAGUAUGGGAAAAGGGUCGUCAUUAACUUUUUUGUUGGUACAGAUGAUAAAAACUCCACACAGCAUAUCAUUCAUAUUGAUCAGCCUUCACUUGGACUCCCUUCCCGUGACUACUAUGAAUGCACUGGAGUAUACAAAGAGGCAUGCUCAGCCUAUGUUGAUUUUAUGAUUUCAGUAGCAAAACUGGUCCGCCGGGAAAGAAAUCUUACUAUCGAUGAGAGCCUAAUUUCUACAGAAAUGAGGAGAAUAAUGGAUCUGGAGACAGAGAUUGCAAAUGCUACAACCAAAGCUGAUGACAGAAAUGACCCACUUCUGCUGUACAACAAAAUGACACUCAGUGAUGUCCAAAAAAAUUUCUCCUUGGAAAUCAAUAAAAAGCAAUUCAACUGGGCGACCUUCAUAAAUAACAUAAUGUCAUCAGUAGGAAUUAACAUUCAAGAUACAGAAAAUGUGAUUGUUUAUGCUCCAGAAUAUCUAACCAAAUUGAAAUCUGUCAUUAGUAAAUACACUGCUAGAGAAAUUCAGAACUACAUGAGCUGGCGAUACAUAAUGGAUAUGGUAAACAGUCUAAGCCGCGAUUAUAAGGACACAAGGAGUAAUUUCCGUAAGGUGCUGUACGGCACAACCUCAGACACUGCUAUUUGGCGCCGCUGUGCAAAUUACGUCAAUGGCAACAUGGAGAAUGCUGUAGGGAGGCUGUAUGUUGCAGAAGCAUUUGCUGGAGAGAGUAAACACAUGGUACAAGAGAUGAUUGCACAAAUCCGUGAGGUAUUUAUACACACACUGGAAGAACUCACUUGGAUGGAUGCUGAAACUAAAAAGAAAGCAGAAGAAAAGGCAACAGCAAUUAAAGAAAGAAUUGGCUACCCUGAUGAGAUCAUGACAGACACUGCAAAGCUGAAUGCAGAAUACAAAGAUUUGAACUACAAUGAAGAAGAAUACUUUGAGAACAUGAUUGAGAACUUAAAAUUCACCCAGAAGGAAAGGCUGAAAAAGCUGAGAGAAAAAGUAGACAAGGAAGAGUGGAUAAGUGGAGCUGCUGUCGUCAAUGCCUUUUAUUCAGCAAACAGGAAUCAAAUUGUCUUUCCUGCAGGCAUUUUGCAACCACCCUUCUUCAGUGCAUCCCAGCCGCAGUCCUUGAAUUACGGUGGCAUUGGCAUGGUCAUUGGUCAUGAAAUCACACACGGCUUUGAUGACAAUGGUAGAAAUUUUAAUGAGAAUGGAGACCUUGUAGACUGGUGGAGUCAAGAAUCUGCGAAAAAUUUCAAGACACAAUCUGAGUGCAUGGUAUACCAGUAUGGAAACUUCUCAUGGGAUCUGGCUGGUGGGCAACAUCUCAGUGGAAUCAAUACCCUUGGUGAAAACAUUGCUGAUAAUGGUGGCAUUAGACAAGCAUAUAGGGCCUAUCGAAACCAUAUCAAAAAGAGUGGAGAAGAGAAACUGCUUCCUGGAAUAGACUUCAACCAUAAGCAGUUGUUCUUUCUGAACUUUGCACAGAUAUGGUGCGGAACCUACAGGCCAGAAUAUGCUGUCAACUCUAUUAAAACAGAUGUGCACAGCCCAGGCAAAUUCAGGGUCUUGGGAACACUACAGAACACCCAAGAGUUUUCUGAAGCCUUUAAAUGUACCAAUACACAAUACAUGGAUCCUAUGAAGAAGUGCCGAGUUUGGUGACAGAACUACAGGCAGCGACACCCAAGAAACACAAGCUUUCCAGGAACCUGGUAUACUUUUUGGGUGGCAGCGGGAAUGAAGUGGCUGCAAAAGGAACAAUUAAGAAAAACCCGUAAAGUGCAUUAACACAACACCUUCUCCAGGAAAGAAAAAGGAAGACAUUCAGCAACUGCUAACAGCUCCCCAUGCUAAACUCGGGAAAUGCUACAUGGUUGCAUACAUAUGGCUUCUUUAUUUCUCAGUAUCAUGUAGCUUUAAUUAUGAUUUCUAGUCAGUCUGCAGAUUUUGUUUCAGCCAGUCCAUCAAGAUUGCCUUGAAAACACGUUCCCUGUAUGCAAGCAUGCUCAGCCUUAACAGAUUAUCCUGAUGUGCAUAACCAGAGAAAAUAAGAAAAUGUCAAGGAACACCAAUUGCUUGGACACGGGAAGCAACAAACCGAGCAUUUGCAGCAGGAGUGUGAGAUUCUGCAUCAACUCUAAUUAUGGCUCAUGUUUCAUCAAGUGCUUGUUUUUCACAGAUGGCAUUCAGAACGGUAAGGCCCAGAUGAAAGAGAAGCCUGUAAAGGACCUACGCUCCUAGCUGUAGUGGCAAGCAGCCAAUCACAUAUAAGAACUGAUGGCUCGAAAUGGAAUGGUUCUCCCCGUUCACAAUCCAAAGAUGUACAGGAUCAGCAGAGUACUAAUAAGUAUUGCCAUACAGUUUGGGACGUGCAAUCAGAUGCAAUCCCAUUUCUUGCAGGACCAGUGUCAUGUGACUGGCAUUGGCCCACUGCUGGAUGAAGGCAAUGCCACUGAGAAGGCCUUCUUCACGUCUUGCUGCUUCUGCUUUUGUUAUCUUAAUUGGAGACAGCUAGCAUGGCUAGCUGUUUCUCCUUCUGAUUCCAUCACGUGCCACGUAUGAGAUUCCAAUUUCUGCCAGCUGUAUGUCCUAUGUCCUCAGACUCCCUCUUGAGGCUUUGCCUGCUUCUUUUUUUCAAUCCGAACCUCUUUUUAUGAGAACAAUCCAAAGACAAAUUAUAAUCUAUUUAAGGGAUUAACACUUAACCAAAUGUAUUGUUUACUGCUUUCCAGCCAAAAUGACACUGUAAAUAAUUUAUUAAUGUUUUUAGCAUAUAUUGUAAUCAGGGCUGUUGUAAUCAAAAACCUCUCUGUGUGUUUUCUAAGAUUCUUCUGCAGUUCUAAGAUUAUUAUCUCAAAUUGAGGGGGGUGGGGAAUGUGGCUUUUUUGAAUGAAAACAAAAGUGUUUGCAAUAAUAUAUAAGAUCAUACUUUUUAUAUUUAAUUCUGAACUAUACCAGACAUGAAUUGUUAACUAUUACUCCAACAGCUGCCUAUCUUUGGAGAGUCAGGAUCACUCAAAAGGCAGUUCUCAGUACAGAGAUCUAUACAAACUAAGAGACUGAUUUUGGAAAGAAACUCGUAAAGGCCAGUUCUACCAAUCCUGGGAUCUAGACACCUAAUGCAAAUGCUGUUUAUAAUUUGAAUCAGCAAGACUCUUUGCUUCAGAAAUAAUGUUAUAAUUGUAGUCAUUUGCAUAUCUGGACUCUUGCUAGGAGAAAAAAACUUUUAAUUCUGAAUUCUUUUUAAUUCAAAUACUUUUGACAUGCCCCCCCGUAAGUGGUGACAGAGGUACUGAAUCACAAAAUUUCCAAACAAAUAAAUACCAGAUACCUCA
This is a messenger RNA of Pogona vitticeps (central bearded dragon), 4286 nucleotides long. The record is from RefSeq and is a predicted model, not a curated record. Lineage: Eukaryota; Metazoa; Chordata; Lepidosauria; Squamata; Agamidae.